Messenger RNA from Vitis riparia (riverbank grape), 1903 nucleotides. Its product is annotated as shikimate O-hydroxycinnamoyltransferase-like. The record is from RefSeq and is a predicted model, not a curated record. Bases 256 to 1668 code for a protein of 470 amino acids. The transcript has 2 exons. Gene Ontology annotation, molecular function: acyltransferase activity, transferring groups other than amino-acyl groups. NCBI's taxonomy places the organism in Eukaryota, Viridiplantae, Streptophyta, Magnoliopsida, Vitales, Vitaceae.
UAUACAAAGGAAUUAUGUAGCAGCCCAAUAAGACUAUGGGAAGCGUGGCACAAUGUAUUCCUCUUAGUUUAUUAGAUACGCUAAUUGUUUACGUGUGAAUUGUGAUUGGCCCUCUCCAGACUCCAUAUAUCUUUCUCUUCCCUCUGAAUUGUUGAUGUGCGAUUAGCCCACUCCAGAGCAUCUCCAUUUUUCCUUUUCUUCUCUCUCCCACUCAAUCGAAGGCACUCACAACCUAGUGAUUAAUAACUAGAAACCAUGAGUAGUAGUGGAGGAGAAUUCAUGGUAACAAUGAGGAGGAAAGAAGUAGUGGCAGCUAUGCUACCAAUGCAGAAGCACUGGCUACCACUCUCUAACCUGGACUUGCUUUUACCCCCCAUUGAUGUUGCCGUGUUCUUCUGUUAUAAGAAGCCACGUGGAAGUGCCAGCGGAGGUGAUGACUUCACAUUUGGGUCCAUGGUUAGGGUUCUGAAAGAGGCCAUGGUCCAAGCCCUGGUGCCCUAUUAUGCCUUUGCUGGAGAAAUCUUGUCUAACUCAUUAGGGGAAGCUGAGCUUCUUUGCAACAACCGUGGGGUGGAUUUCUUGGAGGCUUAUGAGGAUGUAAAACUACAAGACCUCAACUUGUAUAACCCUGACGAAAGCAUUGAAGGCAAGCUUGCCCCUACGAGGAAGCAUGGCGUCCUCUCAGUCCAGGUGACUGAGCUCAAAUGUGGCGGAAUUGUGGUGGCCUGUACAUUUGAUCACCGGAUAGCAGACGCAUAUUCUACCAAUAUGUUCCUAGUUUCAUGGGCUGAGAUGGCUCAGUCCAAGCCCUUAUCUGUAAUACCAUCUUUCCGGCGUUCUCUCCUCAACCCUCGACAUCCAGGCUCCUAUGCUCCGUCCCUUGACCACAUGUACGUUCCCAUCUCAGCCUUACCUCCGCCCAAAGUUCCACAACCUGGUGCUGAUCCUCUCAUAAGCCGUCUGUACUAUGUCACUGCCGAGAAGCUCAGUCUACUCCAAACACUAGCCACCAGCAAGAGUAGCUCCUACAAGAGGACCAAACUAGAGUCUCUUAGUGCCUUUUUGUGGAAGAUGGUGGCCAAAAGUGCUCACAUGGAAAAUGCAAACCAAAAAAUAUGCAAGAUGAGUGUCGUGGUGGAUGGAAGAAAGAGGUUAAGCAGUGGAGAUGAGGAUAUGACAACAGCGAUGGCCUCAUACUUUGGAAAUGUGCUGUCCUUCCCCUUUGGUGAGAAGAUAGUAAAUGACCUCAAAGAAAAACCACUGAGUUGGGUGGGAGAUGAAGUUCAUGAUUUCCUGGAAGCGGCUAUGACAAAGGAACAUUUCUUGGGGCUGAUAGACUGGGUGGAGGCUCAUCGUCCAGAGCCGGCUACACUGAAAAUGUACUGCAGUGGCAAUAGCGACGGGCCAAGAUUUACGGUGUCAUCAGGGCAGAGGUUCCCGGUGACAAAGGUGGAUUUCGGGUGGGGUAGGCCGGCUCUAGGGUCAUAUCAUUUUCCAUGGGGUGAAGAAGUUGGGUACGUGAUGCCAAUGCCAAGCCCCACUGUAGAUGGUGACUGGGUGGUGUACAUGCACCUCUUGAAAGCCCAGAUUGAGUUGAUUGAGACUGAUGCUGCUGAUAUCUUUAGCCCCUUAACAGCCUACCAUCUCAAUUUGCUUAACGCAGAUUAGCUAGCUUACGUCCACCAUCUUAUAUUCAGAAAUUUAGAAGUAACUCCCUCGCAUGUUGUUUCAAAUGUUAGAAUUCCUUUUCCUUGUACAAGCAUAAAUGCCUCCUAGCUAUAUCUUAAUUACUAUCAUAAGACUAGUAUAAGGAUUAGUAAGGACUUGAAAAUUAAAUCCUAGCUAGGGUUCACUUUUGUAACCUGAAAAAUGAUCAUGUAUACGAAAAUCUUUUCUAUGUUUA